AUGCCUGCACCGGAUCAAAGGGUCGGAAGCACGUUCAUAUGGCUUAUCACAGUCCUCCUAUUUAUCUCUAUCGCGGCUGGAGGCGGCUGCCUUAUACUAUACAUAAUCCAACCGGAUGCAUCUUAUUCAUCUUGGCUUCCCUUCGCUGGGGCGGCAUUGGUUGGCCUUCCGUGGUUGUUUUGGGUGUUCACGUGCUGCUAUCGAUGCAUGUCCCGUAGAUUUGGAUUUAGGAGUGGCAGCGCUGCUGGUGGAGGAGUUGGUGUCAGCGGUAGUGCACGUGAAGGAGGCAGCAUUACAGGUAGUGUUGGCGGUGGUGGCGGUGGUGGUGGUGGUGGUUCUAAUGUUGUGAAUGCAGCUGGUAAUGUGGCCAAUGAGGCUGGUUCCGUAGACCCAAUUGUGAGAUCUCCAGAAAGUGAUGCAAGAAGGCGUGCUCAAUUUGAAGCUAUCCUAGCAUUGGACGAUGAUGAUGAUCACGACAGCGAAGAAAGGAAGCCUAAAAAGAGAAGUUCAACGUCGAGCCAUGAAAUGUCUGUGGCUUCACAUGAGAGUGAAAUGCCAUUGGCCUCAUCAAUGGCACCUUGA
Molecule: messenger RNA, 582 nt
Organism: Quercus robur (English oak)
Lineage: Eukaryota; Viridiplantae; Streptophyta; Magnoliopsida; Fagales; Fagaceae
Exons: 1
Coding region: 1-582 (193 amino acids)
Source: RefSeq, a predicted model, not a curated record